This is a messenger RNA of Humulus lupulus (European hop), 2523 nucleotides long. RefSeq lists its product as uncharacterized. Gene Ontology annotation, biological process: positive regulation of ERAD pathway. Lineage: Eukaryota; Viridiplantae; Streptophyta; Magnoliopsida; Rosales; Cannabaceae. Bases 572 to 1987 code for a protein of 471 amino acids. Gene Ontology annotation, molecular function: ubiquitin protein ligase activity. The record is from RefSeq and is a predicted model, not a curated record. The transcript has 8 exons.
AUCAUUUGUUGACUUUUCAUUGGUCAUCGUUCUCUCUUUCCACCCAUACUCGUCUUUGAUCGGUACUGUGAAGGCCUCUUUCUCGGACAUCUCUUAUAAGCCCAACGCAAAAAGCCAUUGUUUUCAACGUAACAAAUUCGCAUCUCAAUACCUUCACUUAUGUGUCGUGAAGAGAAAUAUUUUUAAAAAAAAAAAUAUUAUUGUUUUUAAUUUUCUCUAUUAGUUAUUAAGCCAUUAGAAUUAAAAAAAGAAAAAGAAAAAUAUAAAGUCAAAUUUUUUUUUUUUGAUAUGCUAUUUGUUUAUUUCCGCGAAUUCCUCAAACCGUGAUCUGUGAAAAGUUGUUUCGCAAAUCAAAUCCCCUAAAGCCCUCGUUUUGCGCCUGGCUGAGAUGAACACUCGUCGUUUUAUACGUUUCCGCUGAAUUUGAUUGUCGUUUUCCGUUCCCCUGUAGUCGGUUUCGUUUCUCUCCUUUGCUCCUUUCUGGUUCUCCGUUCUCAUCUCCCAAACCGAUCACAAUCACUACAUAACAAAGCUCUGAAAAGAAGAGAGAGGGUGUGGUGGUGGGAUAAAAAUGGAGGUAUCUGGUAACGCUUCCGAACCCUACGAAAAUAGUGGCGAUGGCAGUCCGAGAAGAGGUGGGGGCAUGUUGCAACAUCUGCCUCCCCUCAAUUUGUUUCAUUCGCCGUUAUCGUUUUUGUUGGAGUAUUCCGGUAUACUUCCGCCGAGGUCAACUCACCGGGAUAGCGAGGAGGAAGCGGUCAACGUUGGGUCUGUUGCUCCUGAUUCGCCGCCUGCCCCCCCUGCUCCAUGUGCAGCUGGAGGAACCAGCGGCGGUGAUUCGGCUGAGGUUUCGAUUCGGAUUAUCGGCGGUGGAGAGCAGGAGGACAGGUCUGUUUCAUCUCCGGGACGUAGCGGAGAAGGAGGUGUAGAUGGGGAUGGUGGUGGUUCUUUGAGAAUGCAUGAAUUGGAUGAUCAGCCUGGUUCUGCCCGAAUUGGCAGCGACGGAGGAGUUGCGGAGGCCAGCGGGAGAGCGCCGCUGAUUUCUCCUUCGUCGUCGGUACCUCGUUCCGGGGUUUCGUCUCUCCAGGACAACUCUUCUUCCCAGAGUUACGACAUUCAACAAAUUGCCAAAUGGAUUGAGCAAAUUCUUCCGUUUUCAAUUCUAUUGUUGGUGGUAUUCAUUCGUCAGCAUUUGCUAGGUUUUUUUGUUACAAUAUGGAUAUCAGCUGUCAUGUUUAAAUCAAAUGAUAUUGUUCGGAGGCAAACAGCUCUAAAGGGAGAAAGGAAACCUUAUGCCCUUCUUGGCUAUUUUGGCAUUUUUAUGCUUCACGUUGUUGGUAUUUACUGGUGGUUUCGAAAUGAUGAUCUAUUAUAUCCAUUAGUCAUGCUUCCUCCAAAAGCAAUACCACCUUUCUGGCAUGCUAUUUUCAUCGUUUUAGUAAAUGAUACACUGGUGAGGCAGGUGGCAAUGGCUUUCAAGUGUUUGCUGCUUAUAUAUUACAAGAAUGGGAGAGGGUAUAACUUCCGCCGGCAGGGACAAAUGUUAACCCUACUUGAAUAUGCUCUGCUGUUGUACCGUGCUUUUAUACCAACACCUGUCUGGUAUCGUUUCUUCUUAAACAAAGAUAACGGAAGCCUCUUCUCAUCACUAACCACAGGAUUGUAUCUAACGUUUAAGCUUACAUCUAUUGUCGAGAAGGUUCAAUUUUUCUUUGCUGCUGCAAAGGCAUUAACACGGAAGGAACUCCAAUUCGGGUCUCAUGCCACACUGGAACAGGUAAAUGCAGCUGGAGAUCUUUGUGCUAUUUGCCAGGAGAAGAUGCACGCACCAAUUCUUUUGCGUUGUAAACACAUCUUCUGUGAGGACUGUGUUUCAGAGUGGUUUGAGAGAGAAAGGACUUGUCCUCUAUGCAGGGCAUUGGUUAAACCUCCAGAUCUACGAACUUUCGGGGACGGAUCAACAAAUUUGCUGUUUCAGCUAUUCUGAAAAUCAAGGUCUCUGUUUUGUUUCACAAGCAGCCUUCAAUUAAAGGAGCCAUUUCGUCUAAUCAGAAAAUGGUAUAUAUAUUUAUACUUGGUUACACUAUCUCACCAUCAAGUUGCCUCCAGAAUAUUCGAUGGAAGGUACUAUCAAAGUCUAAUAUGAACAGGUUCGGGUUCAUGUGUUGAAAUUGUGAGGUCUGAUGAUCCAUGGUUUUCCAAGUUAUACUCAAAACUGAUGAGAUGGUUAAUACUGUAUCCUCCUCAUCCACGCAGAUUUUGAAUUUUUUUUUUUUUAUAAUACGAAAUCCCAUACAUGGCAUGCCAAUCUUUUGUAUAUACAUUUAUAGAAAAUUUUCUCCCCUUUGCUCCAAAAUUUGCCCUUACUAAAAUCUUGUGGCCACCUCACUUCUGCAUUUCCCUCUGCUGAACUUUCUGCCUGUUGAGAUCAAAUGGGUUUUUGCUUUUAUUUAGGUUGAGAUUUGUUCCAUCUACAAUGGUGUGGAUGUUAUUAUUAUUAUGGAUUGAUUCUUUGGUGACUCA